GUUUCCAGAACAAGUUGCAUCCACGCGCCGAGCUCAGACGGAUAACAGCGAGGAUUAACGAAAUGAGUGAUGUACCGUCAAAAUUGACACCGUCGUGAUUUCGCCACGAAUUCCCAUUUUCUCCCUCCCUCCCUCCCUCAAGCCUUCCCCUCCGGCCAAAAUUCAGUUAGCCUGUAUCUAUCUAUCAAUCUAUCUAUCUAUCUAUCUAUGUAAUCAAAUGCUUCUCCAGCUCCAUCUCUUCAAUCACGUUCGUUAAUGCCGAUACGAGUAGGUGCGUCCGUCGGCGUACUACAACGCUUAUCUUUCGUCGGGGAUCGUUAGAGGAAAUGGAGGUGGAGUGGUGGGUGGGAAUGGUGGAGCUGCUCAAUAAGCCAGCGGUGAUGGAAGCAUUCGUCGACAUUUUGGUCUGCAUCGUCCCGAUUUGGGUGGCGGUGAUGAUCGGCCUCAUGAUUGGCUGGUCCUGGCGGCCGCGCUGGACCGGGAUUCUGGCUCUCGGCCUUAGGUCUAAGUUGAACCGGAUUGUCUGGACCGCUCCUCCCGGGUUCGGUGCUCGCCGCCUCUGGUUCGCAUUCACGGCUCUGUCUGCGUUCUCGGUUGGCCGGAGGUUGUGGAAUAGUUUCCGUGGCAGGACGCGGAAACCGUCUUCCGAGUCGGUGGAUGUUUCGGCUCCGGUGGAUGGAGAAGGUGCUGCUUGGACGACCACGGCCUCGGAUUUGAUUGAGAGGAGGAGCACUGAGGAUAUUAUCCAGUGCAUUACUGGAAAUUCUGGCCAAGAGAAAGAGGAUGUAACAGAAAAUGAUCUGGAACAUUUUUUGCUACUUCUAGAUGGCAAAUAUGGGGAGAUGGCAUGGCAAAGCAUGAUGGAACGGUCUACUUCAAACAUGACAUACCAAGCUUGGCGGCAUGAGGCUGAGAAUGGCCCACCUGGGUUGCUACUCCGGAGCAAAACUGUGUUUGAGGAUGCAACUCCGGAGCUUGUCAGAGAUUUCUUCUGGGAUGAUGAGUUUAGGCCUAAAUGGGAUCCGAUGCUUGCAUACUUCAAGAUAUUGCAGGAAUGUUCUCAUAAUGGGUUCAUGAUAGUUCACUGGAUCAAAAAGUUUCCAUUUUUCUGCAGCGAUCGUGAGUAUAUCAUUGGUAAACGAAUAUGGGAAUCAGGAAGAGCAUAUUAUUGUGUAACAAAGAGUGUUCCAUAUCCAGCUUUGUCAAAGCGGGACAAACCUAGGCGUGUGGAUGUGUACUUCUCAAGUUGGGUUAUCAGGCCUGUGGAAUCACAAAAGAGAGACGGACAAUUCUCUGCUUGUGAAGUCACCCUUACCCAUUACGAAGACAUGGGAAUUCCCAAGGACGUCGCAAAGCUAGGUGUUCGUCAUGGUAUGUGGGGAACCGUUAAGAAGCUGCACGCUGGCUUCAGAGCAUAUCAGAACAUGAGGAAAACCGAUGCACCGGUAUCAAGAUGUGCCACGAUGGCAGGAAUCACCACGAAACUAUCAAGCGAGGAGUAUGGUCAGCGGGAGGUCGUGUCCAGGGAAGAGCAAAGUGGUGAGGUUUCAAACGUCGAGCACGGGAGAAAUGGCAGCGGAAUUGACUGGAAAUGGGUGGUAAUAGGAGGAACUGUGGCUCUGGUCAGCCUUCACACAGGAUUAUUAGGCAAAGCUCUGUUAAUUGGGGCAGGACAAAGAGUUGGCCGGAAACGAGGAAAUCCUAGGUGAGGAUUUGGCUCACUUGUGUUUUCCAGAAAACCAUCUUCCAUUUGUUGUACUAGCUAUUGCAAUGAAUAUAAAAAUAUGAUUAUAUUUAAAAUUUGUUUGUUUAUUUUUCUUUUUUUUUUGGAUUUGAACAUUGUGAGUUGUUUAUCAUGCCUUGUUCAUUUGGACAUUUGGUAGGCGCUACAACAUUAUUAAACCCCAAGCCUCACCAGUCACCCCGCCUCUUCUUCUCCUUCAAUUCUUGUCCCAUUGGCAGCUUUUGGAUUGAAUUUUAA
Messenger RNA from Ipomoea nil (Japanese morning glory), 1981 nucleotides. RefSeq lists its product as uncharacterized. The transcript has 6 exons. Lineage: Eukaryota; Viridiplantae; Streptophyta; Magnoliopsida; Solanales; Convolvulaceae. The record is from RefSeq and is a predicted model, not a curated record. Bases 327 to 1709 code for a protein of 460 amino acids. Gene Ontology annotation, molecular function: lipid binding.